Molecule: messenger RNA, 2850 nt
Organism: Neurospora tetrasperma FGSC 2508
Lineage: Eukaryota; Fungi; Ascomycota; Sordariomycetes; Sordariales; Sordariaceae
Exons: 2
Coding region: 177-2321 (714 amino acids)
Biological process (GO): DNA-templated transcription; regulation of DNA-templated transcription
Cellular component (GO): nucleus
Molecular function (GO): zinc ion binding; DNA-binding transcription factor activity, RNA polymerase II-specific; DNA binding
Source: RefSeq, a predicted model, not a curated record
AUUUUCAACACCAUACAUAAACAUACAAUUAUUAUUGUCGUCAUUGUGCGCAUCGUGAUUCAAGUCGAUUUCCCACCAGCCAAACAAGCAUUAAUAACAGCAACACCCACCCUCCGAUCUAUCCCGAGCAAACACUCUCUUUACUACAUACAGCCCCGUCUGGUCACCGAAGGGAAAUGUCGUCGGUUGUGAGGUCCACGGCCCUCCGCGCUGGAGGAGCCUGUGUUCGGUGUCGCAAGGGCAAGACCAAGUGUGUGUACGAGAACGGCCGAGCACCCUGCAAGAACUGCGCCAAGGGGAUGCACGAAUGCUAUCUUCCCUCGGAGAGCAUGGCUCACGCCCACGGAGGAGUAGCACCGAGCAAUCGCCAACAACGACCACGCGAAAGCCUCCCCAAUGAACGCAUCGUGCCCACGUCUGCUGGCGACCGCGGAGGACCGCCGUCCGUCGGUGCGUCGCGUCACGUCUCUACUACCAACGAAAAACUCACCCCCGAACUCCUCCAAGAAUGCGAGCGCGUCAUCAACAAGACCCUCCCAGCAUGUGUCGCCUUCCACAAGCCCUCCUGCCUACAGCAGCUCAAGAAUGCGUCGAUGGAAUGGACCUUGGUUAAUGCCCUCCUAACCACAGCCGCUCGCCAUUCCCCGGCCAUGAUUCGAAGAUAUGGAGGACAACUCGGCGGCGCAGGCGCUGCUGAGCACUUUGCCCAGAAGGCCGGUCAACUGGUGAUGCAGUCCUUGGCCUCCCCCAGCCUCGCCGAUAUCCAGGCCCUUUGCCUUCUCGUCAUCCACGAAUGGGGUUGCAGAGAGGCUGUUCGUGCCUACAUUUAUCUCGGCCAAGCUGCUCGUAUGAUCCAGAUGUACAGGAUUGUCUCCGCCCAGCAGCGAAACUCCGACCCCGACCAGUUUUUGCAGGACGAAAGCUUCCGCCGUACUCUGUGGCUCAUCUACAUUCUCGACUGCUUCCUUACCAGCAGCCCCGGCCGUCGCCCCGCUCUUUCGACUCACGAUGUUGUCGAUGUUGCUUUGCCGUGCGCGGAUAUGAACUUUAACUUUGGCAGCCCUGUUGUUGUUAGAACCAUCAGCGGCGCCGCGCCGUCCCACGCGGAGCCCGGUGCUGCUCUCUCGGAGGUUGGCGAGUUUGGUCACAUUGUUCUGGCCACUCAAGCUUGGCGAAACGUUGUCGAGAUGAUGACGACCACCACCCUCGAAACGUUCGACGACUCACGGUGCCUUGGACUGGAGGCCGACAUCGAUACCCUCCGCCAGUCGCUUCCUCCCCACUUUGCCGAUAAGCCCGGCCAGAUCAACCUUCACAUUACCAUGGGCAGUGGCUAUACUUACGCCAUGAUUCACUGUCUCCUCAACUGCGGCACCAUCUUUGUCAACCGACGCCGCAUCCUACAGGUGGUAACAGACGAGAACUUUACCAUCGAUGCCUGGCGCAUGGCUUCUCACACGCACAUGCAAACCGUUGACCGCAUCUUUGCCGCUUCCCAUAGCAUCAUCCACUCUCUUCUCGCCCUUGAGCACGGAGCUGACAAGGACAUAAUGGUGUGCUUCCCGAUUUUCAUGCUCUUUUCAGCCUUUACCGCCGGCUCAACCGUAGCAUACCUUACCCUCAAGGGCCUCGCUCCGUCUACCGUGACCGAAUCCGCCAGCAGCAUCGUUCGAGACAGCUUGCGCCUCUGCCAGGAUGGAUCCGAGUCGUGGCCCCUGGUUACGCCCUGGGCUCGUCAUCUUACAGUUAUGUCCAAGGUCUUGCGCGAUAUGAAGGUACUGGGCCGUGACCGUGAAGCGCGCGAAGACAGCCGCGCCACGAUGCACGCUACUUCCCCUCACAUUAAGGAUGACAUCGCCACGCCUCCCGACAACACCAACCCUGAAGCCAUGGAGUUCGAUACCGUCCAGCCCAAUAGCACCGCUCCUGGGUCGCAGCCACCCAAUGCUGCUUCACCCGGGCUUCCCACUCCGACCAUCGAGGGAGCAGGUGGUAGCGAAGUUGGCGAAACCCCGCUCGUUAGACGUCCCGGCAUCACCACUAUUAACGGUGGAUCGGUCGGCGCGGUGGAUACCAGGGUUGCAACGACUAGCCCGCCGCCGCACACGACACCGGUGCUGCAGCAUCAGCAGAUGAAGGUGGACUCGCCUAGCGCGCAAUCAUCGGUGUCGAACCAGGGAGUGGCCAACGCCCAGGGAGCGAGUGUUCCUCCUGGAGGCGCGGAUGCUGUGGACAUGACGGCUAAUGAACUAUGCCAGGCAUUCGAGAGGCAGUUGUUGGAGUUGGAUGAUUUGGCUGCCUUUAUGGGUGGUGGUGUUUGAAGCCGUCACUCGAGGUUGAUCUUUGCGGGAUUUGUAUGAUACGAUGAGGUAAUGGACUUACCUGUGUCAUUAUGAGGAUGAUUUGAGUGAUGCUAGUCGAUGGCAUUCUCUGGGUACUUGGCUUCUCUGCCUCUGUUUCUUUUGUCUUUCUUCUUCUACCUGUUCAGGAUCAGAACUGUUGUAGGGCGGAUUGGCGGCAUUGUCUGCAACGGACGGAACGAUUGCGUUGUGUGGUUUCGGUCAGUCAGUGACAUGACCCAGUAAAUUCGGGUGGUAUAGGCUUGGUUUGGUUUGGUAUGGUUGGUCGGUUGGUGUUACCGGAGUUUUGAUGACGCUUUUGUCGUCACUGUUGAUCAUCACGGGAGAAUGCUCUUUUGGCCUUUGGGUUGUUUUGCUCGCUUGUCGUUCCAAGUUUGUAUCUGAUUCUGCCUAGUUAUUAUUUUUGCGAAGAUAGGACUUGUAUGUCCACUUGUUUCGUUUAUUAGCGAUUGCCAUAUUCAUGAAAGGAUAAAGAAGACUGUUUACGCUG